AUGAAUUUUGGGUCCAGAGAUUAUUGCAAGGACAGUGCAAUGGCACCCAUAAAAGGAGUUCUUAGAUUUGGCAAGAAGGGAAAGUUGAGACCUCGAUUCAUAGGUCCUUUUGAAAUUCUAGAUAGAAUUGGGAAUGUGGCGUACCGUCUAGCAUUGCCACCUAGACUAUCAGUAGUACAUAAUGUAUUCCACGUGUCGAUGCUUAGAAAGUAUGUGCAUGAUUCUGAACAUGUGAUAAGUUAUGACUCAUUGGAGGUACAAAAACAUCUAACAUAUGAAGAGACUCCUUUGGAGAUUGUCGAAAGGAAAACACAUGCAUUAAGGAAUAAAGAAAUUGCUUUAGUUAAAGUUCGAUGGAAAAUACCUUUUGAUGGCGGAAUAUGA
Molecule: messenger RNA, 384 nt
Organism: Olea europaea var. sylvestris
Lineage: Eukaryota; Viridiplantae; Streptophyta; Magnoliopsida; Lamiales; Oleaceae
Exons: 2
Coding region: 1-384 (127 amino acids)
Source: RefSeq, a predicted model, not a curated record